Messenger RNA from Trypanosoma theileri, 2619 nucleotides. Its product is annotated as dipeptidyl-peptidase 8-like serine peptidase. Gene Ontology annotation, molecular function: serine-type peptidase activity; dipeptidyl-peptidase activity. Lineage: Eukaryota; Euglenozoa; Kinetoplastea; Trypanosomatida; Trypanosomatidae. Gene Ontology annotation, biological process: proteolysis. The transcript has a single exon. The coding region runs from base 1 to 2619 and encodes 872 amino acids. The record is from RefSeq and is a predicted model, not a curated record.
AUGUCUAAACUUCCUCUUAAAACAUACGUGGAGGCGCUAAGAUCCUUCGAUACCUCCACCACUGGACCAGGAAAGCCCCAACAACUAUCUAUAAUAAAUCAACAACUCUAUUGGCUACAAGGUAUGAAUCAAGAACUCUUUACAGUUUCUCUUGAAGACACAAAUGCCGUUCCCACACGUGUUAUUCUGAGAGAAGAAGAAGAAGAGACUGCGCAGAAGUCUAUUGAUGAGUCUCGCCCAAUAUCAAAGGAAGAGGAAUUGUUAAGAGAAAGACUACGACGACGGGUAACAGGUAUUAGUAGUUACCGUGUACGUUCAUACGAUAAAGCGGUAUUCUUUACAAGUGGAACCAAUAUGUUUUUAUACUAUCCAUCCCGUCAACAGGCACCAUUGAAAAUAUUUGAUUAUAUCCAUGAAGAGACAAGAAAACGAUUCUUUUCUACAGAAGGUAAACCUUUUCUUUGUAUUCAACAUCUUGAACAUGUUCACAACUCUCUACCUUCAGAAGAUGAUGAACAUACACAUACCAAUAUGCUUAAUAUUAUUACCUUUAUAUAUGAUAGUAACUUGUAUAGGGCAACUAUUACGGAACAACAAGAUGAUACAACUCUACCACCUCUUAUUGUAGAUGUGGAAAGUAUAACAACAUUUGGGGAUAAAUUACAUGAAUGUGGAACGGCAGAUUAUAUUAUGCAAGAAGAGUUCUCCCGAUAUACUGGACACUAUUCUACAGAUCAUUAUGUUUUAUUUACUUAUACCGAUACUUCCAUGUUACGUUUGGUUUCCCUUCUUGAUGGUACGGAUAACUCCUCUAUAGAGGAAAUGAUGUAUUGUCGAGUGGGAGAUCCAAAUGCCCGCAGUGUUAUUGUUGUGUAUGAAUUAAAAGAUAAACGCUAUCGAGUUAUCCCACGAGAUGCUAUUAACACUAUAGCUCCAUGGGCAGAAUACAUUCCACGAUUUGGUUUUAAAGAUCAUCAUACGAUUUACUUUUCUCUACUCAGUAGAACACAGGAACAGUAUUGUGUGUUAUCCUGUCCAAUAGAAUCUCUCCCAGUGGUGGAAGUCAAUGAAAUAGCGAAAUACUUCUCAGAUGAAAACACUCAUGCUAAUUCCAACACACAUUCAGAAAAAGAUACUUCUCAUCUUAACAAGAAACAGGGAUCCACAUCCUCUGUGGCGAUGCCCACCUUUACUAUAGAAUGGGAACAAAGUAUACCAUGGGCAUGGGUAGAAGUGAAACCAGGUCCACCUAUUAUAUUUGGAAAUGAUUAUGAUAUUACGGUCUGUCAUGCCAGUGAUACUCCUACAGCUCAUUAUCAUAUCUUUGUACGAAAAAGUGGGACUGAUAAAAAUGCAUGGCGACCAUUAACACAAGGGGAAUGGAAUGUAAAACCAGACAGUCUGUGGGUAAUCUCGGAUAGAGUUAUAUUUAUUGCAAACGCAGGUAAUAGAAUAGGAAAUAUAUUAUUCAGUGUACCACUACAAAUAAGUGAACAAGCGGCAUCGGAAGAUCAAUUAACACGACUUUCACCUCUUAAUGAACAUGUUUACAAUUUUACCGUAAAGAAUGGAUUAUUAUGUUAUGUGGCUGGUACAGCAUCUCAACCACCGGAAUUAUAUCAAACUACAUUACAUAAUACAACUGUACGACAUUUAAUUGAAACCAAAUGGUAUACAGCAGAUGUAACGGGAGAAAAGGAAAAGAUAAAAACUAGUAGUAGUAUUAAAUUGGAUGAUUUGGUCAUUCCAACCAUUAUCACCACUGUUAAUAGACGAGGUGUUCCUCUCAGUGGUCGAUUGUUUGUAUCCCCUCAUGUGGUUCCUGGUAAACCUGCUCCAUUGGCUAUUUACGUCUAUGGUGGUCCACAUGUACAACUUGUGUAUGAAAACGACUAUGAUGGUACCUGCAAAGCCAUCUUUCAACUGUUAGUAAAGAUGGGUAUAUCGGUAUUGGUUGCGGAUGGACAAAUGAGUAAUGCGAAUGGAUUACGUGAUCUCAGCAUCUGCAAACAUAACAUGGGUAACUUUGAAACCAGUGACUAUGUAGAUUUCGCACGAUAUAUUUCUUCUUCCUCAACGCGUCUCCCGUGUGGAUUAACAGUAGAUCCCGCACGAUUGGCGGUCUUUGGCUGGUCCUACGGGGGCUACGCCACUCUGCUGGCGAUGUCGCAGGCGGCGGAUGUGUUUAAAAUCGGAUUUGCCGGCGCUCCUGUGGGGGAUUGGAGACUCUACGAUACCGGAUACACCGAGCGAUACAUGGGUGAACUCUACACAACAGAGGGAGAAGAAAAAGAAGAGGAAGAAGAAAGAAAGGAGGGAGCAGAGACUGGGAAAGAAGGAAAAAGAAAGAUAAUGAGUCAAGCUUAUCUCCAUAGCACCAUUGCAAACUUUGUAUCAGGAUUCCCAGAUGACUUAAAUCGUGUUUUUAUCGCUCAUGGUUUACUGGAUGAAAAUGUACACUUCUUUAACACAUGUGCUGUUAUUAAUGCCAUGAUAGAAGAGGGAAAACCAUACCACAUUGUUCUCUAUCCAGGUGAACGUCAUGGUUUGAUGAAGAAAAAAGCAUCACGUCUUCAUCACGACGCAAUGAUUGUCAAAACACUUGUUGAGAUGCUCUAG